Neomonachus schauinslandi (Hawaiian monk seal) is the source of this 871-nucleotide messenger RNA. Its product is annotated as haloacid dehalogenase-like hydrolase domain-containing protein 3. NCBI's taxonomy places the organism in Eukaryota, Metazoa, Chordata, Mammalia, Carnivora, Phocidae. The transcript is spliced from 2 exons. The coding region runs from base 1 to 675 and encodes 224 amino acids. The record is from RefSeq and is a predicted model, not a curated record.
AUGAAGAAACAUUGUCUGAGAGAAGACGGGCUGGAGGUGGAGGCCGCCGCUCUGGGACACGCCUUCAGGCAGGCCUACAGGACUCAGAGCCACAGCUUCCCCAACUACGGCCUGAGCCAAGGCCUCACCUCCCGCCAGUGGUGGCUGGAUGUGGUCUUGCACACCUUCCAGCUCGCGGGUGUUCGAGACGCGCAGGCUGUGGCCCCCAUCGCUGAGCGGCUGUAUGAGGACUUCUGUAAGCCGUGCAGCUGGCAGCUGUUGGAGGGGGCCAAGGCCACCCUGAGACAGUGCCGAGAACGAGGUGUGAGGCUGGCAGUGGUCUCCAACUUUGACCGGCGGCUGGAGGACAUCCUGAGGGCGCUGGGCCUGCGGGAACACUUUGACUUUGUGCUGACCUCUGAGGCUGCCGGCUGGCCGAAGCCUGACCCCCGGAUUUUCCGCGAGGCCUUGCGGCUUGCUCGAGUGGACCCGGCAGGAGCAGCCCACAUUGGGGACAGUUACCACUGUGAUUACAAGGGGGCCCAGGCUGUAGGGAUGCACAGCUUCCUGGUGGUUGGCCCAGAGCCCUUGGACCCUGCAGUCAAGGGUUCUGUACCCCAAGAAUGCCUCCUCCCCUCACUGUCCCAUCUCCUGCCUGCCCUGGACCGCCUGGAGGGCUCACCUCUGGAACUUUGAGUCUGACGAGGGAAGUCGAGGGAAGUGGCUCCAGCGAACUAGAAGGCUCCUUCCUUUCUGAGAUCAGGCCUUUGCCUCUCUCCCUGCGGCGUCCAAAUGCAUUCUGACUAUAAAGCGGUGAAUGCAGGGCUUUGAGCCCGUCUCCACGCCUCUCAGGUGGUUUAUUUGUCACACCUGUGUCUUUCCCCCCCCCCCC